UCAAAUUAAACAAAACAUUGACAAGGCUAAAUCGAGAUCGUGACGUGAGCAGUAAAGACUUCCUUGGAAAAAAAUUUCCACGAAUGACAACACUGGCAAAGAAUCAGAGCAUUACCGAAACUAUGUAAAGCAAAAAAGCAGCUUCGUCAGGGAAUAAACCAUCAAAGGUCAGCGCGCUACCUAGCUAGCCAAGGAAUAGACGUCCAAGAUUUUUGCCUCAUGGGACUUCAAAGUCGCAAAUCGCCAUGAUUGUUUCUUCCUUCUACACGUCUACUACUUGAUAUGGUUUCCCAAAACACGUUUAUUUCUCUGAUCGAAAACUUAGAAGACUAGAUGUAAUGGCUACCAAAGAUGAGAUAAUCUACACCGCGUUUCAACAAGAAGAAUAGUAACUGCUCUGCUCCGAUACAAUAUAUCAUGGGCAGUGGGAUCUCAAAGAAACAAACUCAAACGCCGGCGGCACGGACGAAGAAGAAAGGAAAAAAAGACGGGUACUUGUUAAAAAGCGUACAAGAACAUGAGGGAGCGAUAAACGCGAUUUGUAUUAGUCACGAUGGAAACACGAUCGUCACCGUUUCUGAAGACAUGACUGGUCGGCUUUGGGAUACAAGGACUGAAGAGUGUGUAGGAUUAUUACAAGGCCAUAAAGGUUAUAUCACGAGCGUGUGUGUUUCGGAAAGGUAUAUAUUUACCAGUUCGGCCGACAAGACUGUUCGAAAGUGGAACUUAGAGAGCGGAGCCUCGAUAAAAAUAUUUGUCGGCCACCAUUCGACUGUAAAUCGUGUAAUCUGCUCAGGGGACUUAGCAUUUUCAAGUUCUUACGACAAAACAGUGAAAUGCUGGCACGCGGACACAGGUGAAUGCUUACGAACUUUCCGCGGGCACCGGUUAUCGGUGAUGCCGCUGCAACUAGUGUCGGAUUCAAACCGUGGAGCGGCGUUCGGAGCAGAUUUGGAAAACAACGAUGAUAUUCUCAUUUCUGGUUCGGUUGAUGGAACAGCUAAGAGCUGGGGAAUGAAUUCAAACGAAUGCCUUGUUACUUACAAAGGACAUAGCUCAGCAGUGACCUGCUUAGCCGUGGACGGUAAAGGAAAAACUUUAUUUACUGGUUCGGCCGAUACGACGAUUCGCUCUUGGGAUCUUCUCACUGGAGCUCCUAUAAAGACCUUGCAGGGUCACCAAGGCACUAUUAUACAGCUACAGGUUGUCAACAAGCUGAUGUACUCCUGUAGUGCAGAUCACUCAGCAAAAUGCUGGGUGGUUGAAUUUGGCGACUGUACGCGGACAUACAAGGGACACAAACAUACAAUAAUUAAUCUGCAAUUCUCCGACAGCCUAAUAUUUACCUGCAGUGGAGAUAAGACCCUCAAAGUAUACGAAUCCAAAUCUGGCACAUGUAAAAGAACAUUCAGUGCAUCAGGACCAGUUAGUUGUUUUGUGGCUACUAAAGGAAGGAUAUACAGUGGCUGUCAAGAUGGCAGCUUGAUAAUUUUGGAUGCUACAAAACUUAGAGAGGAUGAAGAUGACAUAUACCACAAUGUCCAGGAAAAUGGCAUUAAAAAGUAAUUCACAAAGGCUGGUUAACUGGGAUCCUUAAAAAACAAACCAACACAACAAAACAUCAUUUGCACAUGAAUUUUUAUUAAGAGAUAAUGCUCAAGCAGUUCUGCAUAGCUAAGUGUUAAAAACAUUUUCUAUACUCCUCCUACACAACACUACCUAUGGGGGUUUUGAAGAAAUUGUAAAGUAAAGGCAACUCGAAACAAAACCAGUUUGGUGUGCAAAGAAAUGCUAGAUACUCUGUUCCUGCUGAGUGAAAAGGCUGCCCAAGAUAAGAUGCAAAAAAGUGUUGAAUUUCAGUUCUAGCCAUCUACAUGGCUAUCAAACAGUAAGUUCAGAAUGUCUGGCUUUAUACACGUAAUGGCAAUGAUAAAGGAGAGUAUCGUCUUUUUAGUUUUUGCUUGUUUUUUUUGGGGGGGGUUUGUGUACAACACAUUCCAAAAUUAAAACUGCCAAAUUUGUGAUAAACAAUUGACAUUCAGUGCUAAAGCUAGAGUAUACCUUGAUUCUCAAGCUUGUGCUCAUGCCACUUGUGAAAGCAGGGUUUCUUAAAAAAAAACUUUAUUGUAUGAGUCACAUUUUCUUGGAUUAUCAACACUCCCACAGAAGUUAAAAUAGACUAAAGUUGAACAGGUCAUAUUAGAAUAUUAAGUGUGGAUCAGAAGAUCAGACCAGUGCUGCAAAUUUUGUAAUAUAAUUAACCAAAAUCCCCUUAGAACAUGUGGUUGAAAAAUUAGCCACUUGAGAAUAUUGGUACAUACUUUUCGUGUGUAGAUUGUCCUCAACUUGUUUAUUCUUUUUUCUCCAAAAAAAGUAUUGUUUGGUACAUUGCUAUAUGUCCAAAUUAACAAUUCAACUCUGAUACUACAGAACUUGAGCAAAAUAUCUUAAAAUUAAUUGUACCUCCAUCUUAGUGAGUCUAUUUGGUGUGAAAGAUAUGAAGAUAUUAAUUACUUCAUUUAAUGAUCAACUAGCUUAAGGUUUAAAGAUUAGAACCAGAAAUUAUUUAGUUACUAAAAGUACAUAACAUAGUAAUGAACAGGCAAGAGGAAAAUUGCUGGUAAUUUGGGUAAAGUAAUAUCAUAUUGAUAUUCUAUUCAUCAAAAUAUAAGGAUUUACACACCGAUGAUACAAGAGAAAAAGCAGAUUUCAGUUGAGGUAUGUUCACAAUAGACUUUAUCUGAUAGAUCCCUGUUCCCCCAAAAAUUAAGAGCCAAACACCAUCAAAGCUUGAUUUAGGUAUACUUUAUGCAUAGGAGAUAUAAUUUGUAAAUUGGUACAUAAACAACAAGUGUGACAAAGACUUUUUUCUAUGUUUCCAUUCUUCAAUACAUGGGAUAUAGGCUAGCAGAUAAAUUCAAAAUAAGGAAGGAUGGAAAAUAAGUCAUUAAUAAAGUGUUUUUAGGGGAAGCUGGAGUUACCCCUUUGAGAAGUCACAGCCUUUGAAACAUGAGAUCUAGCUUUGUCAAACAGCUGUCCACUAAUGAGGCAAUUUACAUAUUUUAGCAGAUGUUGAAUGUCUACUCUAUCACUCCUUUAAAAGAAGAAACAGAAUUUAUGUAUUUUGCGGCUGUGGGAUGUGUGCAAUGUAUGAAUAAAACCAUAUCUAUGUGAAAUUUGUAGCACAUCAGAUAAAAAAUGAUUGUCAUGAUUUGAUAAAUAUCAUUACAGAAUCAGAACCAGACUUGGAACUUUUUUUAAAAUCAAUAUAGUUAUUCAAUUAAGAUUUUCUUUUACUUGGAAUGUGUUCCAAAAGUAGAUGAAUUUUCUUUAUCUGGUAUUAUUACAUCAUAAUUUCAUUUAAGCUCCUCAAGGCUAUACAAAGUGAGUUUUUUUUCAAUUCAAAGGUUUAAACAUUUCUGAAGCAAAAGAAGCUACUGCUUGUUUAGUAAAAAUCAGUGGAGUGUGAAGUUACUUUGUAAACAUUUCAAUGAAAGACUUGUUGUAGAUAUAAGCGAGAGCUUCUGAUCAGCAUCACAGAUAGAAAGGUUUAUGUGUGCAGAUAUAACAAAACAACUAAACAGUACCAACUUGAGAUCUUUUUGAGCAAAUUGGCAAAAAAAAGACCAGACAAGGUGACCACUACAAAAAACCAAAUAACCAUCAAAAGAUUAAAUGUCCAAUUUCUGGGGCCUAGUGGUAUAUGCAAAAAAUGUUUUCCACUCAUUUCUUUUCAUUUAGCCAAAGGAAAAUGACACUUUUUCGAGAUUUUGAUGAAGUACUGUUGUGUAUCAUUGUUUGUGCAUCAAGUAGCAUAGAGUAUUAAUGCAUUACUGGAACAUUAACAGAUAAAACAUCAAGAAUUUUAGAAACAAAUACUACAAAAUUGGUGGUAAAUCAAAGUUUCACAAGUGUAAUAGAAUGUUUGCUUCCAUUUCACAAGAGAAAAUGAAAAAAAAAAUAAACUUUGCACUAAAGCAUUGGAAAAUUA
Stylophora pistillata is the source of this 3991-nucleotide messenger RNA. Its product is annotated as WD repeat-containing protein 86. The record is from RefSeq and is a predicted model, not a curated record. Lineage: Eukaryota; Metazoa; Cnidaria; Anthozoa; Scleractinia; Pocilloporidae. Gene Ontology annotation, molecular function: protein binding.